Molecule: messenger RNA, 3012 nt
Organism: Plodia interpunctella (Indianmeal moth)
Lineage: Eukaryota; Metazoa; Arthropoda; Insecta; Lepidoptera; Pyralidae
Product: regucalcin-like
Exons: 6
Coding region: 1970-2995 (341 amino acids)
Biological process (GO): L-ascorbic acid biosynthetic process
Molecular function (GO): calcium ion binding; gluconolactonase activity
Source: RefSeq, a predicted model, not a curated record
AGUUUCGCGUCUUGACUCUACCCAUCAACAGGCGUUAUCUACUCAAUAGACUACUUGCGUAGAUUAAAACAAGCAACUUUUAUUCUAUAACUUUUCGUGAUUCAUAGUUUUGUUUUUGAUAUUAAAAAAAAAUCUAAUUUGCGAUUCUACACAUCUUAACUCUAUGUUAUGUCAAGCAACACGAGACAGUACAGUAGCGUUUGUGGCAGAAUCGAACAUAGUUAACUAUUAUAUUGUUUAGAAAGGGUUACGUUUAGAAGUCGUAGAACAAAAGAUAUAUAUAUAUAGUCUCUAUGUUACCUUAUGAGCCUUUGGAAGGUUAUGCGUUAGAUACCAGUUACCCUGUAUAAUUAAGAGUAUGGAGAAGGACAUAGGGUUCAACGCGGAAAAAACUAUUGUUCCCAUGGGAUUUGCGAAAAAACUAUAUUAUAGGUAGCGCCUAAUAUAAAAACACUAGAUGGCGCUGUGUGUAUUUUAAAUGCGCUAUGGAUAUUUUAAUUCAACUAUCCUAAUCCCAAUUUAAUACGAAGAAAAAAAUCGUACUAAAAAGGCUAGUAACUGAGCGCUAAUAUUCUACUUUUGAAAUAUAUUAAUUAGAACUAAUUUAUCUAUUUCUUCUUAGUGUGUCGACUCGGCGAAUCAUAUUUGUGAAGACCAUUAAUAACACUUAUGAAUUAAUUGUAUGUGUUAUUAUCGUAUCUGUAUUGAGAAGUGCGAAAUACUCGAUGGAUACCUUUUUACGAGGUAUUUAAUGUACCAUUGUUGUGUUUAAAUAAACGUCCAAAUAGUAUUUAAUUGGCUGCUUCGUCAUAAGUAGAGUUGUAAACAGUACUAAAUUUUUUAUUCCAGUAGGUAUCAAGUGGUUUCAUUUCCUGCCACAGUUUCCUCUGCAAUUCCGUAGGCUUGUGGUCAACUGGCUUGACAUUCUUAUCACCUCUGUACGUUUAUUUAUUCAUUUUGAAUUAAGAACAAACUUCUGGUUGGUGGACUGUUUUGUGCGACAACACUCUUCUCAUUAAUUCGGUUUAUGUAUGGCAUGCCCUUAUGUCCUUUUUAGCUUUCCUCGUCGUCUUUUUAGAUUUUAUUGAGUGUAUUAUCUACCUACCGCCAACUAGUGACAUAGUCGCAUACACAUUAACUAAAUAGGUAGUUAACAUGUGUGCAGGUUUACUCAAGAUGUUUUCGUUUACCGGAAGCAAAAUUCAGAUAAACUCAUGGUGGCAUAAAAUGUAACAUUGUUAUGCUUAUGUAUAGGUAGGUAGGGACGGGUAGGAGGGAUUUAGUGUGUUGGGUACCUACUCACCGUGAGGUAGGUAUUACUAAGUACAUACCUAAGUACUUAUGUUUAAACCUUCUAAAAUAGUUAUAAGAAAGAGCGGCACUUCCGACAACCAUUAGACCUUGAAGGCUAUUUAUUGAACUUCUUCUAAAGUUUUUUUUCUUACAAUUCGUGUGUUUAUCUUAGUAGCGAGGACGUCACAAUUGCUGAAGCAGGGUCUGUACUGUGUAAUAAACAUACAUUGUCUUCAUCACCUAAGUAUACACCUUACUAAUACUCUCACGCUUUCACGGCUAAACCGCUGGGCCGAUUUUGAUAGAAUUGGAAUAGAUAUAGUUUAAUACCCUUGGUCCCAGGGUCUUUAACUAGGUAUACCUACCUAUAUUCCCUAGGGCGUAGGUCAAUCAUAGGCUACCUAACGCGGAACAUACUAAACUAACAAAUGAACAAAAUCUCAAAUUUCAGCUCCUACUGAAGCAGUUUGGAACAGUCUGUAUAUAACAACUCAAUCUAUAUAUAAAACCCAUAUCAUCUAUUCAUAAGAUCCAUUUUUAUUUGUGACGAAACAAAUGCAGGGUCUUUAUACAGACGAACAGUCACUUUGAGGCUUUGAUCAACAUUGCUGAGCGGUUCACGCGCCAGCUAACACGUCUUAGCUCUGUUUUUUAUUAUAAUUUAUUAAUCGUUACAAUGAAGUUAGCAUUCGCCAUCUUGUGUUUAUUUGCCGUCAAAAAUAUUUGGGCGUACCAAACCAAUACGCCGCUUAUUAAGAAUGUAUUUCGUGGAGGCGAACAUUUGGAGGGGCCCUCGUGGUCUACCACGGAAAAUGCGCUUUACUUCGUGGACAUCUCGGGGCAGAAGGUCCACCGCCUUGACGGGUUUCUUGGGAACGUCACUACAAGGAACAUUAGUUAUGGGCCCGUGUCGCUAGUGGUGCCAGUGGCGAACUUCCCGAAGUUGGUGCUGGUGUCGUCAAAGAGGUCACUCUUCUUCUUGCCAUGGAACAGCGCGGACGGAGACAAGUCACUGUCGCUGCUUAGCACCGUCGACUACGGCAAUCCAGAGAACAGGAUCAAUGACGGGAAGGUCGACGCCAGGGGAAGGCUCUGGUUUGGAACGAUGGGCAAAGAAGAUCACAGCGGAGUGGACCUGGACAGGGGGUCUAUGUACAUGCUGGACGAGCACAACUACGCGAACCCAGAGAUCAAGGUUCGGCCGGUGUCCAUCUCCAACGGGAUAGCCUGGACUUCCGAUAACAAGUACAUGUUCUACGUCGACAGCCCUACCAGGAACAUCGACGUGUUCGAUUUUGAUCUCGAAACGGCUACUUUACGUAAUCGCAGAACCUUGUUUAGCUUCAAAGCCAACAACGUGAGCGGAGUUCCAGACGGCAUGACUAUAGAUAGCGACGAGAACCUAUGGGUGGCGUGCUAUGGCGGGGGGAAGGUAAUAAAAAUCGAUUCGCGAGCGGCCAAGCUAAUGGAACAGCACAAAAUCGAAGCAAGUCAGGUGACGUCAGUCAUGUGGGGGGGUAAGGACCUAUCCACACUGUACGUGACGACCAGCCGGCGCGACCUGACGCCCGCGCAGCUGGCGCAGGAGCCCGAGGCCGGCUCGCUCUUUGCCAUCCAGGGCGCCGGCGCAAAGGGCCUGCCGCAGUACCAUCUCAAAUUCGCCGAUGCGACUAAAUAUAGUGUUGGCGUUGUAAAACAAUAAAUUGGGUUAUACCUCUA